Messenger RNA from Morchella sextelata, 351 nucleotides. RefSeq lists its product as uncharacterized. The record is from RefSeq and is a predicted model, not a curated record. The coding region runs from base 1 to 351 and encodes 116 amino acids. Lineage: Eukaryota; Fungi; Ascomycota; Pezizomycetes; Pezizales; Morchellaceae. The transcript is spliced from 5 exons.
AUGUCGGGCCGAGCAAAGAACAGACAUGGUCAUAUACGGAGAAGGAGUUGGAGGGAGACAUCGGAUAACCGAAAGCUUGCGGGCACAGAGCUUAUGUAUGUAGCAGCGGAAUCUGAGACUUCUGUCCUUUCAGCCAGCAGGCGUAAAUGCCGAUUAUUGGUGGCAAACCAAAGGAUUUCAAGGACAGCCUCAAAAAUCUAUAUUUCAAAACCCAUCUUCUUCAGCUCCAAAAUGGCAAAAUUCCCAAUCCCGAUCCCCGGCACUUUACCGGAUAUGCCGGAUUCAUCAUCGAACAAAGAAGCAUCUACCCGUUUCGUCCCACCAUUUAUAUAUAUUUGGUAUUUAAAUUAA